AUGGAAGUCGAAUCAAGAUUUUCUUCAAUCACCCCUCCAGUCUUCGAUGGUGACAAUUAUCAAUUCUGGGCCGUUAUGAUGGAGAUGUACCUUGAUGCUAUGGACCUUUGGGAAGCUAUGGAAGAGGAUUAUGAAAUCAUUCCUCUUCUGAACAAUCCGACGAUGGCUCAAAUUAAACAUCACAAGGAAAGAAAAACAAAGAAGUCCAAGGAAAAAGCCUGCUUGUAUGCUGCCGUUUCUUCCAUAAUCUUCACUCACAUCAUGUCAUUAAGAUCAACAAAGGUGAUCUGGGAUUAUCCCAAGACGGAAUACGAGGUAGAUGAAAGAAUAAGAGGAAUGCAAGUUUUGAAUAUGAUUUGGGACUUUGAGUUGCAGAAGAUGAAGGAGACAAAAUCCAUCAAAAAGUAUUUUGAUAGGCGGCUUAACAUUGCAAACCGAGUUAGAUUACUUGGUUCUUCCUUGCCAGACUCAAGGAUAGUUAAAAAAAUCCUUGUGACGAUGCCUAAAAGAUUUGAGGCAUCCAUUACAGCCUUAGAAAACACUAAGGACUUGUCAAUGAUCACACUCACAGAGGUUUUAAAUGCACUGCAAACACAGAAGCAAAAAAGAGUUAUGAGACUUGACGCCAAGUGCACCAAAUGCAACCAGAUGGGGCAUGAAGCUGUCAUCUGCAAAAACAAAAAUCAGCAACAUGGUGAAGAGGCACAAGUUGCUGAUCAAGAGGAGGAUCAACUAUUCGUGGCUACAUGUUUCUCUGGCAUGGAAUCAAGUGAGAGUUGGCUCAUUGAUAGUGGUUGCACUCACCACAUGACACAUAACAAAGAUCUAUUCAGGGAACUAAGAAGCACAAACAUGUCCAAUGUUCGAAUUGGAAAUGGGCAGUACAUUACCGUGGAAGGAAAGUGA
This is a messenger RNA of Vitis riparia (riverbank grape), 906 nucleotides long. RefSeq lists its product as uncharacterized. The record is from RefSeq and is a predicted model, not a curated record. The coding region runs from base 1 to 906 and encodes 301 amino acids. NCBI's taxonomy places the organism in Eukaryota, Viridiplantae, Streptophyta, Magnoliopsida, Vitales, Vitaceae. The transcript is spliced from 2 exons.